UUGCUGGUGUAUUUCAGGUAUUGAGAAGACUCUGGAUAUAGUUCAGGUUUCUACUGUAAGACGGAUACAAAUUCUCUAACAUAACCAUGCCAACCGAAAAAUGCACGUGGUUUGUCAUUUUGGUUGUUAUCACUGGUCUCUUAAAACAGGGUGACUGUUUAAGACCUACCUACAGAGUGACAACCAUCAUGCACACGCCUUACCUGGUCAGUAUACAUCCUAUGAAAGGAUUUAUCCCUGAUCUGCUGGACGAGAUCUCGGAUAUCUUAAACGUUACUCUCGUGCUUGAUCACGUUGCUGAUUGGAAAUUUGGAAGUCAAGACACCGUAGGCAACUGGAAUGGAAUGAUCGGCGAACUCACGUCUAACAAAAGUGACAUAGCGGCUGCAGCCUUGACCUUAACGGUUGAGAGAUCACGUGUUGUCCACUUCUCGCAUCCAUUCGAAGAGGUCGGGUUGCGGAUUCUGGUGAAGAAGCCAUCGAUGGACAUUCUAACGAAGCUCAUUAAUGAUGAUGCUGGACUCUUUUUCCGGCCCCUAACUCUAGGAGUGUGGAUGUCUGUAAUAAUUGGUUUCCUUGUCGUCGGCACUGUGUUUUAUAUCAUCGGCAG
Messenger RNA from Ylistrum balloti, 610 nucleotides. Its product is annotated as glutamate receptor U1-like. The record is from RefSeq and is a predicted model, not a curated record. The annotation marks the transcript as partial. The transcript is spliced from 4 exons. Gene Ontology annotation, molecular function: glutamate-gated receptor activity. Lineage: Eukaryota; Metazoa; Mollusca; Bivalvia; Pectinida; Pectinidae. Gene Ontology annotation, cellular component: plasma membrane.